Beta vulgaris subsp. vulgaris (sugar beet) is the source of this 2116-nucleotide messenger RNA. RefSeq lists its product as uncharacterized. The transcript has 11 exons. Gene Ontology annotation, biological process: proteolysis. Gene Ontology annotation, cellular component: vacuole. The record is from RefSeq and is a predicted model, not a curated record. Gene Ontology annotation, molecular function: dipeptidyl-peptidase activity; serine-type exopeptidase activity. NCBI's taxonomy places the organism in Eukaryota, Viridiplantae, Streptophyta, Magnoliopsida, Caryophyllales, Amaranthaceae. Bases 295 to 1791 code for a protein of 498 amino acids.
ACUUAUUUUUAUUUCAAUUAAGUGCAAUUACUCUUUGCAAUUUAAUUUCUCCGAAUUGAGUUUUUUAGUUCAGAUUCUCUUAAUUCAAAAUAACCGAACAUUCUUCCCGUCAAAAAAAAGAGAUUCUAAUUCUACUCUACCACCCAAGAAACAAGGAAGAAGGAAGUUGCUUAACGUUUCCAUCUUAGUUGGACAUUGACCCCUGCUUUUUUUACCUACUACUCAGUAAUCACAUAGUAAAACUCCCGCAACAGCCACCACCUCACCUCACAGUUCUCAGAAGCCACGACAAUAAUGGCAACUUUCACUUCUCCUCUCAUUUUUUCCCUUAUACUCUGUCUUUCUCACAUCACUGAAUCAGCUGCCCCUCUGUUGUUGGGAAAGUAUGCUAAAAAGCCCAACAAAUUAUCAUACAAGUAUGAAACUCAGUACUUCACUCAGAAACUUGAUCACUUUAGUUUCCACGAGUAUGGGAAUUUCUCGCAACGUUAUCUCAUCAACACUGAUGACUGGGUCGGCGCGCAGCGCAGGGGACCCAUCUUUAUGUAUUGCGGUAAUGAGGGCGAUAUUGAAUGGUUCGCUUCUAAUUCUGGCUUUCUCUGGGAUAUUGCGCCUCAUUUCGGCGCCUUGCUUCUCUUCCCCGAGCAUCGUUAUUAUGGGGAAUCAAUGCCUUAUGGAAGCAAAGAAGAAGCAUAUAAAGAUAGCACUACCUUAUCAUAUCUUACUGCAGAACAAGCGAUUGCUGAUUAUGCCGUGUUGCUCAGAGAAUUAAAGAGAAAUUUGUCUGCUCAGGAUUGUCCUGUUGUAUUGUUUGGUGGAUCAUAUGGUGGAAUGUUAGCUGCAUGGAUGAGGCUCAAGUAUCCACAUCUCACAGUUGGUGCCCUGGCUUCUUCAGCGCCAAUACUUCAAUUUGAAAAUAUUGUGCCACCUGAGACAUUUUAUGACAUAGUCUCCAACGAUUUUAGACGUGAAAGCACCAGCUGUUUCAACACAAUAAAGGAGUCUUGGGGUGCAUUACAAUCCAUGGCUGAGAAUGCAGAUGGCCUGAUUCAGCUUACUAAAACAUUCCAUCUUUGCGGGGAAUUGAAGAGAGCUCAAGAUCUUUCUGACUGGUUAUCAUCAGCUUAUAGUUAUUUAGCCAUGGUAAACUACCCGUAUCCUUCAGACUUCUUGAUGUCUUUGCCUGGACAUCCAAUAAGAGAGGUUUGCAGAAGGAUAGACAGUGCUGCUGAUGGUACCAGUGUUCUAGAUCGCAUUUUCAAUGGAGUCACUGUUUAUUACAACUACAGUGGGACUGUCGACUGCUUCAAAUUGGAUGAUGAUCCUCAUGGAAUGAGUGGCUGGCAAUGGCAGGCGUGUACGGAGAUGGUAAUGCCAAUGUCUAGUGACCCCAAAACAAGCAUGUUUCCAACAUUUACUUUUAACUACACCUAUGAGCAAGAGCGUUGCAUGAAAUCAUACGGUGUAAAGCCACGAGGCAGAUGGAUAACCACUGAAUUUGGUGGACAUGAUUUUAAGACUACCUGGAAAGAAAGUGGGAGUAACAUAAUCUUUGCAAGUGGGUUACUGGAUCCCUGGAGUGGUGGGAGUGUUCUGCAGAAUGUCUCAGAAACUCUAGUCGCCCUUGUUACAGAAGAAGGAGCCCAUCACCUAGAUUUGCGAGCGUCAACUCCCAAUGAUCCUGAUUGGCUGGUCCAACAGAGAGCAUCUGAGAUUCGGUUGAUUCAAGGUUGGAUAGAUGAUUACAACCGGAACCACAAUCAAGGCAGGGGCUCUGCCUUCAGUAUGUAAACAUUGUAGAUUUCCUAUCCUGAGGGACGCCUUACACCCACUAUAUGUCUAUAUGCGUAUAUCAGAACCUUUCUCUUGGUUCUUCUAACACGCUCGGAAAGGGGAAUAGUGUUAGCAACUUAUGCUCUUGUAAAGAUCACUGAACUAUCUAAUUAUUGAUAUAUCUUCAAAUUUACUUCGUCUUGGGAAAUGGAAAUGCAUGUAAUGGUUGCUAUUUGAUGUAUAACAGUAUAAGUAAUUGAUGUUGGAAAACAAUGUCUCAUUAGUUGUUACUUUAAUGUCUUUAAUUAAUAGUUAUUCAUAAUGUUAUUAUUAUCUCGUUAAA